UUCCAACUCCCUUCUCCACUUACACCUGUGUCGACCACCAGCGCACACACCUAACGGGCGACGGGCCGUUUCGAUAAUACGCAAGUCGCUGCAAGUAGCAGACCGUACGCAGGACAUAGCUAUGGCCUCGUAGAGAACCCCAGAUCCCACCCGAGUUCUCUGACAGAAUUACGCGAUCCCGCUCGCACGGCAGCAGCCAUGUCGCGCGCUUCCAAGCUCACUCUCGCCGGGACCUCGCUCUUCGCCGUGGGCAUGAUCGUCGUCGUGCAUUUCCAGCAGAAAUUUGAAAAGGAUGCGAUGCACCAGGGCGUCGUGCGCGACCUGGAGCAGCAGCGCAUCAAGAAGGAGCGCCAGCUCGACUUCGAGACGCAGAGGGCCCUCGAGGAGGAGUACAAGAAGGGCCAGACCGUCAGAGAGAGCACGGAAGACUUGCCGUCCAAGCAGCUGCCGAACCGGUAGCCCGCCUAGUCGUGUUGAUGUACCACCGGGCUAGAGGCGACGUGCCGCCUACGUGUGCCCCAUCAUGUCAAAACUCAUCUCCAUCCUCGCACUCGCUCUGCUCGUGAAUUCGGGAACGACGUGAUCUCGAGAAACCGUAGGCUUUCCGGCUCCCCGGCCGCAGUACGCCCGGGACGGGGCGAUGACUACCGAUCGCGCGCUUCGGGCCUAGCGGCCGAGAAGCUACACGAGCCAUUGUCUUGGGGAAGACUAAUGGGGGUAAACAGCGAGUUUCGGUACCUAGGAACAGGACACGCUUACAACCGGAUCGGGGGCAGCGGUAGGCUCCAUAUCUACAGAAGCUCGGGUAGCUCAAUGGGGAAGUGCCUCUACCCAGCACGUGUCGUUAGACCUCCUUGGUCGAGCACCCGGGGCUUUCUUGAUGCUCUAGCCAUAGGGGCCUGUCGAGGUGGUCCUCCAGACCCUCCCUAUCCUGACGCAGACGAGGGAUAGUCCUAGGGAGAUGCCAGUUCGAACCCGGCCCCGAGCAGCUUCUCACAACCC
Molecule: messenger RNA, 1002 nt
Organism: Durotheca rogersii
Lineage: Eukaryota; Fungi; Ascomycota; Sordariomycetes; Xylariales; Xylariaceae
Exons: 2
Coding region: 199-459 (86 amino acids)
Biological process (GO): mitochondrial respiratory chain complex IV assembly
Cellular component (GO): mitochondrion
Source: RefSeq, a predicted model, not a curated record